UCACCCCCCACCCCCAUCAAAGGCUUCCACUACAUCAGAGAUUAGGGUUUCUGCAAACCUUCACGAUGAAUAAGGGAAGGAGGCAAAUGUUCUUUGGAUGUAACGGGAUGAAGCUCGACGUUAUCGCAGAAGGCGAUGAAUACAAUUUUGAUCUAACUGUGAAGUUGGACUCCCAUUCGAAUGAAAAUGAGGGUCAUGGAGACAAUAUGGUGAACCUUUCUCUGAAGAUGGGUGGUCCUCCACAGGAGAGCAAAGAGGAAGAGGUGGCGAUGACUGACAAAGAUGUUCCGAAGGACGCGAAAAAGGUUCCGAAUGAUCACAGUGAAGAUAAGGAUGAUGAUAUUAUUAUUGUAGAAAUCCCAAUCGAUGACAAUGUUGACAAUGUUGAUAUCAAUGUUUUGGCCGAUUGGAUAAUGCUAUGAGCAAGUAAAACAAAGAGAGGGCAUUACCAAGUGCUUUAGAACAUUAGGCAUUGUGUAUGCUUCUUCUUGUCUGAAACAAUGGUGGAGAAAUAAAAAUAAUGGCUUCUGAAUUCUUAUUGGAA
This is a messenger RNA of Macadamia integrifolia, 544 nucleotides long. RefSeq lists its product as uncharacterized. NCBI's taxonomy places the organism in Eukaryota, Viridiplantae, Streptophyta, Magnoliopsida, Proteales, Proteaceae. The record is from RefSeq and is a predicted model, not a curated record. The transcript has 2 exons. Bases 66 to 422 code for a protein of 118 amino acids.